Messenger RNA from Pochonia chlamydosporia 170, 996 nucleotides. Its product is annotated as homocitrate synthase. Lineage: Eukaryota; Fungi; Ascomycota; Sordariomycetes; Hypocreales; Clavicipitaceae. The transcript has 2 exons. The record is from RefSeq and is a predicted model, not a curated record. The coding region runs from base 1 to 996 and encodes 331 amino acids.
AUGCCUUUGCACUUAUUAGGGAAAAAGUCCUGGAACGUCUACAAUGCCGACAACAUCGCAAGGGUCCGCCGCGACGAGGCCACGGCCAAGGCUGCAGAAGACGCAGAAGACCAGCGCAUGCAAGAAAUCGAUGCCCAGCGCCGACUAGCAAUCCUACGAGGCGAAGCACCACCGCCCAUCACCUAUGACAAGGAAGAUGAACCAGUUGAAUCACACAGGCCGAGCAGGGAGAGCGGCCCAGAUCACCAUGGGAGCGCACGUCGAAAGCGAAAGCGCCCUGGCGAAGACGACACAGAUUUCGAAUUGAGACUCGCAAAACAGAGAGCAGAGCCAGCAAACACGUCACUUGAAGGAUCCCAAAGAACAAGCAGUUCGGCACCCAUCGUAGACCACCGCGGCCACAUCGACCUAUUCGGAGACGAAAAAACCAGGGCCCAUGCAGAAAAGAACGAAGAAGCAGAGAUGGAGUCGCAAAAGAAGAAGCGAGAAUAUGAAGAUCAAUAUACCAUGCGAUUAUCCAAUGCAGCAGGCAAAAACGGAACCAAUCGGCCGUGGUACUCACAAGCAGAUGCUGAGAGAGGAGACGCGCCUUUGAAAGAUGUAUGGGGUAAUGACGAUCCCAGGCGAAAGGACAGGGAUGAGAAACGCAUAGUCGCCAGUGACCCUCUUGCGAUGAUGAAGAAGGGGGCGUCACGGGUGAGGGAAUUGAAACAGGAGCGGAAGAAAUUCCAGGAAGAGCGGGAGGAAGAGUUGCGUCAGAUGCGGAGGGACGAAAGGCGCAGGGAGAAGCAUAGGCGGAGAGAGGACCGGGAAACAAGACGUCGUAGUGAAUCACCGAGAUCGGAUAGGAGUCGGCGUCGGUCAAGAGAUAGGCGCGAUGAAAAGGAUGAUAGGGAGCGAGAUAGGGGUAGAAGGAGGGAUAGAGAACGAGAACGUUCACACCGACGUGAGUCUCGUUCUCAAGAAAGGGAACGGCGUCAUCGUCAUUAUGAUUAA